Messenger RNA from Peromyscus leucopus (white-footed mouse), 2697 nucleotides. It is a transcript of the gene Mtnap1, whose product is annotated as chromosome 8b C17orf80 homolog. The record is from RefSeq and is a predicted model, not a curated record. The transcript is spliced from 5 exons. NCBI's taxonomy places the organism in Eukaryota, Metazoa, Chordata, Mammalia, Rodentia, Cricetidae. The coding region runs from base 919 to 2586 and encodes 555 amino acids.
GCCCCCCCAUGUCGCAGGCGCCGUGGUACCGUCCUCCUGCGGCUGCGCAGUGGCGGGCCGCGGGGCCGCGCUCGCCCGUAACCCCGCCCUCAGGAAGAGGCCCGUCCCGAGAGGGAAAACAGACCUGGAACUUCCUGGGCUCCGUGUAGGUGUCCGAGGCACCCGCCUGUGUAAAACCAAACCGGGACAAGCUGGAAGAGUCAAGCCGGGUUGGAACAAAUUAAAUUAUUGGACACUAACGGAUGCUUGUAUCUGCGUAAAAAUCUCUGGGAGGUGAAAAUUUUAAAAAAAGCAAGAACCGGGCGAGCUCCAUCAGGCUCUGACGCGGACGGCCACAGGUUCUGGGUUCCAUGGUUGGAAGGUGUCGGGGAGCUCCGGGUUCGAAGGGAGCGCCACGUGGAAUUCCGCGACUCCGGAGGUGCGGAGCCGGUUCCGUGGAGUAUCCAAGGGCUGCGCUGUUUUCCACGAGCUUUGUUGUAGGUAGAGAGAGGAGUGCAGGAGAGGCGAACGGACUAACGCAGUCCCAGCCCCGACCGAGAUCGGUACCGCCCACCUGCUCUGAAGAAGCCCGGCAGAAAGGUGUGGGGAGGCGGGCAGGCGUGGGAACGCGGCGGUGAGAGCUGGCUCGGGGCGAUGUGAGCGCGAUCAGAGGAAAUCACGCGGUCCCAGCCGGGCGUGCGUGGUGCGCACCUGUCAUCCCAACCCUUGGGAGGUGAAGACUGGAGGACCAGAAGGUCAAAGUCAUCCUCGACUAGGAAACCAGUUCGAAGCCAGUCUGGGCUACUUGAGACCUUGUCUCAGAUGACAAGUUCAAGAAGAGUGAAUGUGAUGUAUUGAAGAGUUCCUGAGAGUGGGAGAGGUUCCAUGUGAGAAAUACCCACCUGGAGGUUCCUUUUAUCUCUUUACUAAGUGAAGAGGAUGGGUGAUGCUGGUCCCAGAAUGGAAGUGUGUCCUUAUUGUAAGAAGCCAUUUAAGCGAUUAAAAACCCACUUGCCACACUGUAAGAUGAUAUCUGCUGAUCAAAAAGUGUAUCAGUCCAAGCCAGCUACACUUUCACGUGCUACAAAAGAGAAGAGGCCUACCAAAGACCUAACCAAAGCUAAAAGGAAAGGGCUAGAGACAGAGAGUGCGAAAGGAAAUGUGAAAUCAGAAAAGGGCAGAUCAGCAUGGACAGCUGCCACCUUUCCCCUGCCGACAGAUGUCUUGGAAAGAGCGGGUACGGCAGAGGCAGGAGGAGAAGCCAGAGAUCAAAAUCAGCCCUCCUUCCAGGCACUCAAACAUGCCACGCCAAAGGUGACUGAGAAAGAACUUGCCAGAGAUGUGACUGGAUCCAAGGGAAGUCCAUGUCAUCCCUCAGAGACCGAAGCGUCUGUACGGGUGGGCUCAAUGGCACCAGUUUUAUCUAAUCAAGAUAGAACAUACUCCUCAGCUCAGCCUCAUGCUAAACCAGCCACUUCUGCCAGUCUGAAAUUGGACACACUCGAUCCCCAAAGACAGAAGCUUCAGACAAAAUUCUUAGAUGUGCCUGUUAGUGAUUGUCAUUCUCCAAAGAAUGGCAGCCAUGGGGUUCAGAGAGGAGGAUCCUCAGUGUUGAGCAGGGGAAGCAGUUCCCGAGACGGAGGCCACCUCUCAGGAGUCUCUCCCAACCCUGCCAAUGCUGAGACUCAGCAGAAGUCAGAAUCACUCCUCUUGGGCCUUCAUCCCGCUCCACUGGCUAAAACACAAGUCAGAGAGCACCAGGAACUUGGCCUCGGAGCAGAAGUGUGCCGUAGCAAGGGAGAUACUGAGAACAGCAUGUCUGCCACAGAAGUACAGGAACAGGCUUACUUAGGCCUUGGUGGUCAGGACUCCAUUUCCCCCACAAAGGCAAAAGCAGAGACAGCCCUUGCACUUUUGGACAUAUUUACUCCACCAGAGGGAACUUCGAAUAAGCUUCUCUCUAUACCAGAAUCAGGGCACCAGUGCCUCGCCUCUCUGGCUGUGAAGUCUCCUCCAGAAGACAAAACCCAAUUCUAUGGCCAGAGUCAAGUCCCUGCCAUACCGCUAUUAGUGGGAAGCAAGAGGGACGUUCUGGAACCCACGUCUUUCCGCCAACCCCAUGCAGCCCAGACAGGGUACCACAUACCAUCGUAUUCAGCUCCGUACCCUGUUUCUAGAAGCUCCCUCAUCAGUCAUGUUGCUGCUGCUGACUCAGAGGUUCCUCCCCGGUCCGUGGGACUGGAGUGGUUUCCAGAACUCUAUCCUGGUUACGUUGGUCUAGGAGUAUUGCCAAGGGGGUCUCAGCAUUGGAACUCAGUGUCUCACAUGCCUCCUCCUACCACUUCCCAGGGUGCGAGUAUCUCAAAAGUUCCUUGGUUGGGACGAAGUUCGGCUGAUAGCGGGAGUUCGGAACCCCUGGCGCUUACAACCUCCAGCUUCCCUCUAACGAGGCUCUUGGGAGCUGUGCACACAGGCUGGGUGAGGUGCAGUACCACCAUCAAGAAGAGCAGUGUCGGGGGCCUCACAAUGCUCUUCGCUGGCUACUUCAUCCUGUGUUGUAGUUGGAGCUUCAAGCAAAUGAGUAAGCCGUCAGCAUCGGUAGCUUAAGUGACUCGUCACCUCCCUUGGGGCUCUGGUGGGAGUAUCCAGGAGCCCUGAUGAGCGAGCUGUCCCCGGGGCUCUGGGGCUCCAUUAAAGGUCUCCAGGAUUUGACUUACA